Colius striatus (speckled mousebird) is the source of this 3792-nucleotide messenger RNA. RefSeq names its product scaffold attachment factor B1. Gene Ontology annotation, molecular function: RNA binding; sequence-specific DNA binding. NCBI's taxonomy places the organism in Eukaryota, Metazoa, Chordata, Aves, Coliiformes, Coliidae. The record is from RefSeq and is a predicted model, not a curated record. Gene Ontology annotation, cellular component: nucleus. Gene Ontology annotation, biological process: regulation of mRNA processing; regulation of transcription by RNA polymerase II. The coding region runs from base 704 to 3589 and encodes 961 amino acids. The transcript has 21 exons.
GAUGACUCGCAGCUCGCUCAGCCGCCGCGUUUCGGGUUCUAAGCCGAGAGCCGCGGCUCCACCAAGGGAUGUGAAGUCCCCCAGCCCGGCCGCUGAUUGACUCUCCGCCAUCAAGGCCCCUUCGGUAUUCCGCCUCAAACCCGGACGCACGGGAAGAACGCGGCACGAUCAGGCAGCUAACCUUGCGAUCACGGCACAAAAUGGUGGGGAGGCCAAGACGCACCGAGGGGAAGGGGGGGGGAACAAAAUAAAACCCAGCUACGCGCAGGCUCGGAGAGAGAAGCGACGACGAGCAGGAGGGAGGGGGAAGGCGGUGCCUGGACCCGACCGGGGAUGACAAGUUCUGCGCAGGCGCACGCGGCGUGUCCCGCGCCUGGGGACGGCUCGCGGACUCCGGCGCAUGCGUCCGGCCGAAGGGACUGAGUGCGGCGGAGCCGUCCCUCCCUCAGGCGGGCGGAGGGAUUUUAGUGCGAGUGCGCAGCGGCUCCGGCCCGUCCCCGCGCGAGGCCGUCGGUGUGCGCGUGCGCGGGAGCGCUGCGGGACGCGGGGUCAGCGCGCGUGCGGGCUGCGGGGCUUUGCCUUUCCCCCCCCUCCCCCCUGUUCUCUUUAGUGCGUCUCGGGUUUGCCACCAUUUUGUACUGCAGCUGCGGGUUUUCCGCUGUUGUUUGUUUAACCUUGCUCGCCAGCCGAAGCGACGGCCCCCAUGGCUGAGAGUCCGUCGGUGGCAGGGCAGGGAGAAUCUGCGUCUCUGGCUGCGGCGGGAGCGUCCGGGUCGGAGUCGUCAGAAAACCGGCGGCGGCUGAGCGAGCUGCGAGUCAUCGACCUGCGGGCCGAGCUCAAACGCCGUAACUUAGACAGCGGCGGCAACAAGAGCGUUCUGAUGGAGCGGCUGAGGAAGGCUAUUGAGGAGGAAGGGGGGAAUCCUGAUGAAAUUCCAGUGAUUUCAGAAAAUAUCAUGAAGAAAACUCCAAAAAGAAGCAGCAAAGGACGUAGAGCAGAUGAAGAGGGAGUAGAAGAUAACGGCCUGGAAGAGGAUUCGGGAGAUGGACAGGAGGAUAUUGAAGCAAGUUUGGAUAACUUGCAAGAUAUUGACAUGAUGGAUAUUAGUGUGUUAGAUGAAGCUGAAAUAGAUAAUGGCAAUGCGGUAGAUUGCACAGAGGAUUACAGUGCUGAUAAUAUUCUUGACUCACUGUCUGAUAGUAAAGAAAAUGCUGAUGCAGAAGUGAAAGAACUUCCAGAUCAGCCUACAGAAUAUGCUGUAGGUAACUUGAAGGCAUCCCCACAAUUUUCUGAAAUUAAAGAAGAAUCAAGAGAAAUACCAGUAGUGAUGGUGGAGGUUGAAGAUGUUGGAAACAGUUUAGAUGCUUCUUCAUCUGAUUUAACUGUAAUAAAGGAACUUGAAGAGUUACCUUUGGAGCCAGAAAAUGAGAAAAUACUCGACAUUUUGGGGGAAACUUGUAAAUCUGAAGUACUUAACGAAGAAACUUCCGAAGCGGAGCGGCCGCAUGCACAGGAAGCAAGUAACGUGGUGCCAGGCAAGAGGCUGGCGGAGGAAGAGGACGCUCUUGCUGCCGCUCAGUUGGAGGAAGAGGCUUUAGAUUUGGACAGCAAAUCGGCACAAGCUAUGGCAAGGAAGGAAGCAAAGCGUUUAGUUGUAGCAAAAGGAGGGGAGACAAGUGAACAGACAAUAGAGGAAGAGAAGCCGGACUCUGACUCUUUAGUAGUAGAGAGCCCAAGCGAUCAGAGUAGCAAACGCUCCCAAGGCCUGGAAGCCUCUAGUGGGGAACCGGCGGAAAAAGGCGCGGGUCCCGAAGGCCAAGAUAGCAAAGAAGAUGGCAAGCAAACAGAAGACAAAGCUAUUUCAGAGGAAUCCCCUGCCACUAAAGAGUCCUCAGCCAGUGAGGGCGCUGAUCAGAAAAAGAGCCCUGUUGAGGAGGACAGAGAUGCAAAGACCAUUUCAAAAGAUGAGAAAGGCCGUGCUGGUAGUGGUUCUGGCAGAAAUCUGUGGGUUAGUGGACUUUCAUCCUCUACUAGGGCUACAGACUUGAAGAAUCUUUUCAGCAAGUAUGGAAAGGUUGUCGGUGCGAAAGUUGUGACAAAUGCUCGCAGUCCUGGUUCUCGCUGCUACGGCUUCGUUACUAUGUCAACGUCUGAAGAAGCCACUAAGUGCAUUAAUCAUCUCCACAGAACAGAGCUGCAUGGAAAAAUGAUUUCUGUGGAAAAGGCAAAGAAUGAACCAGCUGGGAAGAAGCCUUCAGACAAAAAGGAAGGUGAAGCAAGGAAGGAAAAAGACAGGCACCAUUCUUCAGAGUCCAAAUCUGAGAAGUCUUCAGGUAUUAAGAAGGAGGAGAAGAGUGACAAAAAAGAUGAUGCUAAGAAAUCAGAAAAAGAUGGAAGAGAUGACAAAGAAGGAAAAGACAAAGAUGACCAAAAAGCUGGAUCCUCUGAUAGAUCUAGGGCAAGCAAAUCAGCGAGUCGAGGGACCGAAAGGACAGUGGUGAUGGAUAAAUCUAAAGGGGAACCAGUGAUUAGCGUGAAGACUUCUACAUCAAAAGAGAGGAGUACAAAAAGCCAGGAUCGUAAAUCAGAGAGCAAAGAAAAGCAAGACAUCUUAUCAUUUGAUAAAAUCAAAGAGCAGCGGGAACGGGAACGACAGCGACAGAGGGAGCGAGAAAUCAGGGAAACGGAAAGACGCCGAGAGAGAGAGAGGCGUGAGCGAGAACAACGCCUUCAAGCUAUUCAUGAGAGGGACGAAAGACAGAGGCUCCAGAGGGAGAGAGAGCGCCUUGAAUUUCAAAGGCAGCGUCUUGACAGAGAGCGUUUGGAGAGGGAGAGGCUGGAGAGAGAAAGAAUGCACAUAGAGCAGGAGAGGAGACGAGAGCAGGAGCGAAUCCAGCGGGAGAGGGAAGAGCUGCGGCGUCAGCAGGAGCAGCUGCGCUAUGAACAGGAGCGACGCUCUGCCAUGAGGAGGCCUUAUGAUCCUGAUGGCAGGCGGGAUGACCCGUACUGGCCAGAGGCCAAGCGAAUGGCCAUGGAUGACAGGUAUCAUUCUGAAUUCAGUCGUCAAGACCGCUUCCACGACUUCGACCACAGGGAUCGUGGCCGGUACCAAGAUCACUGUUUGGACAGAAGAGACGGUUCGAGAGGAAUACCAGAUCGAGAUGGGCAGCAUUACCCAGAGGAACGGCACGGAGGGCCCGAUCGUCACUCCCGGGAUAGUUGGGGUGGCUACGGGUCUGACAGAAGAAUGAGUGAAGGGAGAGGGAUACCCCCACAAACCCGAGAUGGACGUGACUGGGGAGAUCAUGGUCGAAAGUUAGAGGGGCAUCAAGAUCGUUCAUGGCAGGGAAAUGUGGCUGGAGGAAUGAUGGGACGGGAUCAUGAGAGAUGGCAAGGUGGUGAUAGAAGCAUGCCUGGUCAGUCAGGACCAGGCCAUGUGAUGAAUCGAGGAGGGAUGUCAGGGCGUGGAGGCUUCACCCAAGUUGGAAACCAGAGCCAGGUGCUGCAGAGCAGCGGGAUCCAAGGAGUGUUUGCAGGCCCGGAGCGGCCGAGCCGAGCGCCCGAGCCCCGUUUCACCCGCCGUUACUGAAGCACUAGAGACAUACAGAGAGAUAUAUAUAUUACUAUUUUUUAAUGCCAGAUGACAAUGGUGGUGAAUUUUAUUAACCAAGGGUCACUUUGAAUUUGUGAUUAACAGCGAGGCUGCUGCUGCAUUGUAGCCAAAUAUUCAACUUGUCGGUUUGGUUUCUUCCGUUUUUGUUUUUUAAUAAACGUGUUCUUGGUCAAACAUCA